This is a messenger RNA of Meriones unguiculatus (Mongolian gerbil), 11339 nucleotides long. It is a transcript of the gene Dpf3, whose product is annotated as double PHD fingers 3. NCBI's taxonomy places the organism in Eukaryota, Metazoa, Chordata, Mammalia, Rodentia, Muridae. Bases 207 to 1343 code for a protein of 378 amino acids. The transcript is spliced from 11 exons. The record is from RefSeq and is a predicted model, not a curated record. Gene Ontology annotation, cellular component: nucleus.
UCGCUCUCGGGCUCUACAAAAGGGAGUGACCUCUGGGCUUUGACAGCUCCCCUAAUAACUACCGCGGCGCAGGCCCCGCCCACCCGGCGGCCAGCCGCGCCGAUUGGCCCGCGGGCCGGCAUCCCGCGCGCCGAUUGGCCCGCCGCUUCCCCUGAGCGAACCUUUAGAACUCUGAGACAGACAAUAUUCUGUUACAUUGUAGCAAAAUGGCGACUGUCAUUCACAACCCCCUGAAAGCGCUUGGGGACCAGUUCUACAAGGAAGCCAUUGAGCACUGCCGAAGCUACAACUCGAGGCUGUGUGCGGAGCGGAGCGUGCGCCUCCCUUUCCUGGACUCGCAAACGGGAGUGGCUCAGAACAACUGUUACAUCUGGAUGGAAAAGAGGCACCGAGGCCCAGGCCUUGCUCCGGGCCAGCUGUACACGUACCCUGCCCGCUGCUGGCGCAAGAAGCGACGAUUGCAUCCACCAGAGGACCCAAAGCUGCGACUCCUGGAAAUCAAACCUGAAGUGGAGCUGCCCCUGAAGAAAGAUGGGUUUACCUCCGAGAGUACCACCCUGGAAGCCUUGCUUCGCGGUGAGGGAGUGGAGAAAAAGGUGGAUGCCAGAGAAGAGGAGAGCAUCCAGGAAAUACAGAGGGUUUUGGAAAAUGAUGAGAAUGUAGAAGAAGGGAAUGAAGAGGAGGAUUUGGAAGAGGAUAUUCCCAAGCGCAAGAAUAGGACCAGAGGACGGGCUCGUGGCUCUGCAGGUGGCCGGAGGAGGCAUGACGCUGCCUCUCAGGAAGACCACGACAAACCAUACGUCUGUGACAUCUGUGGCAAGCGCUACAAGAACCGGCCGGGACUCAGCUACCACUACGCGCACACUCACCUGGCCAGCGAGGAGGGAGAUGAAGCCCAAGACCAGGAGACCCGGUCCCCACCCAACCACAGAAACGAGAACCACAGACCCCAGAAAGGACCAGACGGGACAGUCAUUCCCAAUAACUACUGUGACUUCUGCUUGGGGGGUUCCAACAUGAACAAGAAGAGCGGGAGGCCGGAAGAGCUGGUGUCCUGUGCAGACUGUGGACGCUCUGGUCACCCAACUUGCCUGCAGUUCACCCUGAAUAUGACUGAGGCGGUCAAGACCUACAAAUGGCAGUGCAUAGAAUGCAAAUCCUGCAUCCUGUGUGGGACCUCAGAGAAUGAUGACCAGCUACUUUUCUGCGAUGAUUGUGACCGUGGCUAUCACAUGUACUGUUUAAAUCCUCCAGUGGCCGAGCCCCCAGAAGGAAGCUGGAGCUGCCAUUUAUGCUGGGAGCUGCUCAAAGAGAAAGCAUCAGCCUUUGGCUGCCAGGCCUAGGCCCCCGGGUCACACAAUGUGACAUGCCCCUGGAGAGGCUGAACUGGAGCCCUGCUCAAUCCAGACAGAGCUCUCCUCCCGAAUAUCCACACAGACCAACUGCAAGGAAAAUGAAUAGUUAACAGAAGGGCGUGGACAGGCAGAACCAAGAGGGCACCUGUGACCUCCUGCCUCAUGUGUGGUAUUUCAGCAAGCGUGUCCUCAUUUCUACCAGAGGGUACUUGCACUUUUGAAGAACAAUCCAGCCCCAGCCCUGUGGAACCUUUUUCACAUUCACCCUCACAAUCAUCCCUUUCAUCGCUUCCCAUUUUAGAGGAAGCCAUUUUUGUGACUGCUCAUCAAUUACUCGGGUGUUGUUUGGUGGUUUUAUUAUUAUUAUUAUUUUCAAUCUAUUGUGUUUCAAGAACUCUUCACACAGCCUCCUCACCCUUAGCUUAGGCUCUUCAUCCUAAACUCUCACAGAGGAACAAAACGCUGUGGUAAAGUUGUCACCUAUUUCAAGCCUCACUGGAAUCUUCUAUGAUUGGAGGCCAUCUUGAAGAUGGAGCUUAGAAACGUCUCGGUUUCCUUGGUCUCUGCUAAGAAGAGGAGGUCUAGUUUUGGAGCCUCGGUUGUGGGGUCCACAGCCGGGAUGGUUUUGAUCCACUGGAUCACCACUUGAUAAGGAGUUGAGAGGGCCUGAGGGAUGGGAGGAAAAACUGGGGGCCCACUAUAGCCAGUCAGUGUUUGCUGUUCAUCAAGAGAAACUUUGCAAGGGACCGGUGUUUCCUUGACCUUCAGCACUGUGGUGUCCUUGAGGGGAGACAAGCCACAGCCUAUGAACACAGAAAAGUGCUGAAGAUGCUGCCUCCCAACUGAACUGAGUGUGAAGGCCUGGCUCGGUUUCUGCGGGUGGGACUCAAGCUCUGGAGAGGUGGGCAAAGACUGCCCUUUCAGUGGUCCAGUGUUGGAUAGAAGAGACUGUAGCUUUGAGAAAACCCUUCAGUAUUGAUGCUGUACUAUGAAUUUCUUUUCUGGGCAAUUUCUUCCUUCCGUGUAGUAUGUGUUUGCCGGUGACUAUUGAAAUGUGACUGGAACUUUUAGAAUGGUGGAGAGAUGAUCAUUAUUUAGCCAGAUCAUUGGGCACAAUGAUUACUUGUGGCUAGGUGGCAAUGAUUCAGAACCCUUGUCUGCUCUUGUACCCUAAGCUCCCCGCAUAUGAGACGGACUCUUGUUUGAAACAAGAGAGUUUCUAGAAGAAAGAGGUAGAGAGGCCUUGGUUCUGAGAACUCUGUGUUGUCGGGAAGACAAGCCUCGGGGGCUGGAGUAGGUUGGGCUGUCUUUGAAUCGCAGCAGCAGCGUGAUAACUGACACAUUUCUGGAAAAAUCAUUUGCCCAAAGGGCAGGUCUCCGUGAGCAGGACCCUCGCGCAUGCUCGGCUUCCCUGAAAUCGGCCCCAUCGCUGUGGUCCAGCAGCUUGCAACAAAGGCCUGGGUUAUUUUUAGUCUUCAGCUCCUGAAGAAGCCCCUGGGGACCCGGGCUGGCUGGGCCCCUCUGCCCAGCUGCAGCACUGCCUCUGCCACUCCGCAGGAAUCUCCCUCCCCCCCCCCCCCCCCCCCCCGCCGGCUAAUUGCUCUUGGCACGUGGACCUAGGGCACUCCGGCAUGGAGCCAAGUGGUGUGCUCCCUCCUCCUCCCCCAAACUCCUUUGCAGAGUGACCUGUGGCAAGAGCGUGGGGGUCACUCUCCUGCAGGCCCUGUGGCCUCAGAGCUGGUUACAUGCAUACGAAAUGAUCUCAUUUAAAGGGCUCCUGUCCGGACAGCGUUUCUCUCCUCCUCGCAAGCUCUCUUCUUCCUCAGGCUGGUUGCUGCGCCUGUGUAGAUUCUAAAGGCCCAGGGAAGGUCUGACAGAAUGGCCCAUCUCCACAGAGUGGGACGUCCUCUCUCUGAACUCUGCUUCUUCUCUCUUCCCAUAAAACCUAAAGCGGAGACUCCUCAAAGGCUAAUUACUUUUUUGGGGGAUUCGUAUUAAAUUAAUUUUAGGGGAGAAAAAAAAAAGGCCCAGAUGUUCUGGAAUGCUACAGUGGCUUAAAAGCAAAACAAACAAACAACAAAACAAGUUUAAACCCCUAAAACCAUGGUCCUGAGACUUGACAGGUCUCCUUCUGGAGUGUGCAUGAGUCCAUUCUCCACAGAAAUGCAGGCGUUCUAUACCCAGCUAUGCUUGUGCCUACCCAAGCUGAGGGGGUGCAUGCCCCCUCAGCCAAGCCAAGGCACCAGGCAGAGCUUGCCCACAACGCUGGCGCUGCUCAGCGCUCUGAGUCUCCUAAGGAAGGCUCCUGGGGCUCCUUCUGUUUGACCUAUGUCCUUAGAACAGGCUCAGCCUUUCCUCUUUGGAGGCUUUGGUUUGGGUCUCAAUGCGGAACGUGGAGAGAGCAGAGCAGCACGUGAGGUGCCCCAGGUCUCCAGAGCCACCUCCUGCAUUGGAAAAUUGAGGCAAAGUCAAAAUUACUAUCUUCUCUCUUUGAGCCCGGGAAUGAGCGGCAACCACAGGGUCAGGGUUCGAGCGUCCCCUCUACCCCUGAAUAGCGUGUGACCUUGGACAAAUCACACAGCGUCCUCAAAUCUUGAUUUACCCAUCUGUAAAGUAUACAUGAUAACACUUGCUUUUUCUAUUCCACGGUGGCACUGGGAGAGGGACCAAGGUAUAAUGUUAUAUAAACAACCAACUGCAGAGCCUGGCUUGUCUGUGGGAACUCCAAAUCCUUACUGAAGCCACCUUCUUGUGGAUUCUAGCCAAAGCUAGACACCUUCUUGGAAUGUCCCUUUUGAUGGAUGGAGGCUUUCAUGUCAAGGGCCAGGUUGUCUGUGGUUAGGGCUCCAUAAGCCAGGGCUGUGGUCAUGGAGACCAUGAUUGAGCUUAGGUUGUGAUGGCAGGUACCCAGGGUCUGGAGACUUGAGGAUGAAGAUACCAUAAAUACAUGUGCAUGUGACAGACAGACAGACAGACACGCUCAUGGACAUGCACACACACAUACACACACAUACAUACCAUCAGCACGAUUAACCACUUGGAGUGGAAGCCAGCUUCUGUAGAGGGCCCUGUGCACUUGUUGAAAUGUAGGCUCUUUCUAGCUGGUUAACUCCGAUCAAAUGACGUUGUCUCUCCGAGCCUCACUGCCUGCAUGUGUGAGGUAUGUGGCCUGUCUAGAAAUCCAGCAGGGAUAUUGGAGUAAUGCUGGUAAGUGUCAUGGUGUAGGUCUUGCUAAAGUAGGGCUUCCCGUCUGUGGUGGCCACUUUCAUUCUGUGCAGAGGUCACCAGGGGAGAGAAUGAUGCCGUCGAGUACCCCUCAAAUCCUGGACAGGGUUCUUCUGUCCAUACAAGGACAGCCUUAUGUCCUUAUAUGGUAGCUGAAAAUUUCCUGCUGGAAGAUAAAAUCUUCUUUUCUUUUAGACGUUUUUGAGACUACAUUUGGGACCUGUAGCAAAAUCCAGACAACAUCACCAGAGUGAUGAUCCUGAUAGGGAACUGACAUUCCUCCCCCUCUGUUUCUCUCAUACACACACAUACACACACACACACACACACACACACACACACACAUAUACACAACCCCCGGCACCCCCCCCCCCACUCCCCCCAUUCAGAGCCAGAGGCAGAAGCCAGCAGGUCCCAAGACUCUGCUGUAUGUGGUUGCCUCAGGGCCAGAUAGGAAGCCCAGGCUGGGUAGAAAGAACAGCUGCUUCCCAUGUCUGAGAGAGAGAGAGAGAGAGAGAGAGAGAGAGAGAGAGAGAGAGAGGAGGCUUUGCCGGGUAUGGGCUUCACUCCUGGUAUACUUUAGUUCCUGUACUUCAAGGAAGAAAACUAACAGGAUUGUUUUACAUUUCCUUCGAGGGAGAGUUGAGGGAACUUAUGCUCUGCUGUGGGUAGAAGAAAGAUCACCUGCAAUGCUGGGCUACAGCAGGCAGGAAAGAGGGUCUGGUGGUUCCCUCUCCCAGCAAGGCAGCCUUGCUCGGCCCAUGGUCCAGGCAGGGCCCUGAGAACAGCCUUGCCUGCCCUCUGCCACUGGGUUUGGAAGUGCUGAGUUGAGAAUGCUCUCUCCCUUCCUAUUCAUCCUUGGUCCCCCUUAGGGAAUUCCAAAGUCAUAGUCCCGUGGACAAGAUGGCUCCUGAGCCAUGGUUGCGCCCACAUUGCCACCGAACGUGUCUGGAUGCCAGGCCGGGCUCCAGGCAGGAGCAAUUCACUGGUGUUCCGUGUAGUAGGCCAGCAUUCCUGAGUUGGGUAGGGAGAGCCAGCAAGAGGGGUGGUCAGUGGGGAAACCAGGCAAAGCAUCAUAAAGAGAAAAAGGGGGGGGAGCCUUGAGUGUACCAAAGGAGGCUAUUGAGAGCUGUAAGCAGAGGGCCAGGGGGAAUGGAGAGUUCUAUGACGAGCUUUUCUGUCUCGGUCUUAUGGUCCUGAAAAACAAAUGGUUUGAAACAAAAACCAAACCUUUGCCUAGCAGCGGACACUGAGCCAGCUCUCCUUUCUCUGAGGCCCCUGGGCUCAUACUCAUUGAGGAGGGCUAUCUGAGGGCAAGGAGAGAGAGAGACUGCUGCCCCUCAUCCAGUGGAAGUAGGAAGGACCCCCAGGCCCCUGUCUGAGUCUCCAUGGAUUUUCCCACCCCCGCAGAGGAGUGUCUUUGCAACAUUUGGACAUAAGCUACCAGAACUCCUCUGGUCUACGCUGGUUAGGGUCAGGGGACAAAGGGUAACAGCGUGGGCUUGAUCCUGGCCUGCAGCCUUGGGCAUGGGAGUAGUUUCUGGCACUGUGGCUUCAGGGCUUAGGUCCUGUCUCCAGCAGCUGGAAAGUGAGGCAGAAGGGCCUAACCAGCCUCCUCCCUACCACCAGGCAAAACAGGCAGGUCCCUCUUACCGUCUGCUGCCCUUCUGGAUCUUUCCAAGAGCUCAGCUCUUGGGGGAAGGGAGAAGACCUUAUUUUUUUGUUUGUUUGUUUGUUUGUUUUUGCACCAAGUCUACGAGUCUCCCCACUAUAACCCUGACUGCACCAAAUCUAAUUUAUCAGUAGUCAGAGGGGCCUUUGAGACAGUCUGUGAGUUGGGCUCCUUUGUCAUUCUCCAGCAGUCUUCGGGCUUAAGCUUCUUGUGAGCCUCUUCCAAAGCCCACAGUAACCUUGAGUGUGGGAGCAGCAGGACAGAAGGACUAGUUCAGGCUCUUUGAGAGCUGGAAAUAUUUUCCAACCCUCAGGUGUUUGGAGGGACAGUAGGGUAGGGGGGCCGGGAAAUUUGCUUUGAGGAGUAGGUGAGAGGGAAGCAAGAGAGGAGAAUAUGGGAAGAUAAACAGAACAGGUCUUUGAGUAUCACAGUGCUUGUUCCUGGGAAGGCUUGGCUGCAGGGCUGUUCAAACUGGGCAGUAGGAGAGAGGCCCAAAUGAAACAACUUCAGGAAGCUAUGAGAUGGGGAGGUAGGCUCCUGCCUUGUCAUUUCUGCAUCAAACCUGUCUCUCAGAAGAGACAGAUCACCCGACCUGUGAGGAGAAAAACCAGGAGCCAGGAAUGGGGUCUCUUAGAAAGAUCCCUCUGGGUUCUGAGUGAGGCCUGGCUAUGCCUACUGACUGAUCAAAAGUGAUCCUCAGUGUUGGUGAAGCUGAGGAUAGGGACAGGGUCUGAGGAAUGAGUCUGUGAGAGCCUCAGGUGGAGGGGCUGGCAGCCCUGAAUGAGUGACACUCCACCGUUUCCCCAUCUCUGGCCUCACCACGAACAGGGAGCAUUUGUGCUGAUGGUGACAAUACCCAGGGCAGGGCAGAGGAAGGCAGGAUUGGGCUGGCAGGCAGCCAGAACCCUCUUCCACAGAGAUACAAUUACUAAUAAUGACCUCUAUCCUGAAAGCAAAUAAGAUGGCCAUUCAGGUCGCCACCAAAUGGGUCAGGCAAAUCAACAAAAUCCGGGUUGGGAAGGGACACUGGGGAAAAGAGGUCCCUGUAGGAAACAGAGGGACCCCAUGAGGCCCUGGGGCCUUUGUAUCCCUCAGCAGAGAACUUUGAGAACGCCCAGCCAACAUUUCCACUCACUGAAUCUUGUUAGCUAGCCUUUCUCCGUCUCUAUUGUUGUAUUAAUAUUAUUAAUACUGAUGAUGAGAGGAGGGGUUUAUGUGUUUGUGUUGACCUGAAGAAAGCCAUUAGUGUUGAUCCAAAAGCAGUGAGUGGGAGAGGCAGGAGCCACCUGCAGGCAAGAUCUAUCUUCUCCAACCCUGAAGUUUUCUGCAGCCAGGCGCAGCACUGCCUAGUCUAAACAGCCUCGGGGCCCCGCAGGGGACUUCUCCUGGCCCUUCCCAUCUUGUCCUCCCUCACUUCCUACUCUUUGGGAGAAAGACUGAGAAUUUGAGAGAAAGAAAAAGCCUCAAUUAUGUUAUCAAAAUGGUGUAAAGACUUUAUGGCUGGAGUUAGGCCUGGAUUUUUGUUGACUUUAUUUUUCCCUUUCAUGUUUAUUCCCCGCUGUGACUCCCAUUCUCUCUUCCUCUCCUACCUCCUCCCUUCUUUACACUCCUCCCUACCUUCCCUCUAGCCAUGCAAAUGCUGAAGAGUGCACUGGUGGUUGGAAGAAACAGUGGCAUAAAAGAAAAAUACACCCUUGUGUGCUUUCAACAUGUAGUUGAACAGGCCUAAAAUUAAGGACUAGGGAAAAAAAAGAAAAAGCGAAAGAAACAUGGCCAGAUAAUAUAUGAGUAAAGCAUAAAAACAGAAUCUCGGUGUGGAGCAGGUGGGUUGGGUAGGCUGGGAGCCCCAGCUCGCCCGUGUGUCCACGUGGCAUCUGGGGACGCAGACAAAUCAUGCUUCUGCAGUAAAUGGUCAAGAGCACAAGAGCAUUCGCGCCCUUCUGUCAGGAAAGGGAAAAGAUGUCCGUCCUAGCUGCCACUGUGUGUCCGCCAUGCUUGUCCACCCUGUCUAGUUUUCCCCUGGAGGCAGAUGAACACAUCCCGUGCUUGCCAAGAGUGAGUGCUGGGCAAGCUGGUACUGGCUGAAGCACUUGGCAGGAGCCUGGAUAUGCGCAGAGGAAAGUACUUGGUCUGCAGGGGCCAGAAAGACAACCUCACCCUGACCCAGUCUUUGGGUUACAUUAUCAGCUGUAAGUGUUAAAAUAUCCCAAGGAAUCCCUCUAAGGAUACGACCACCAGGAAAGGAUUGGUUAUAUGUAUCUUAGUGUCUGAUUUGAACCUAUGUUCAUAUGAUGCACAGGUGGAAAACUCUAGUUAUUUCCACCUCCUGGGAGUUGGGGAGAACACAAUUGACCCCAGGCUCUUUGUUUUGAUUUGUUAGCCCAAGCAUUAGCUGCCACAGAAGGUACAUAUCCUUAGCUUAGAGAUGCUAUGGAAGGUAUUGUCUUUAGCAUUAGAGUCAGGGGGAUGAUGGAUAGAGAGAGGUACCGGGCUGAAGCAUGCCAGGUAAUCUGAGAGUAUGUUUCCAAAUGCUGUUCUUGGAUUUCUGGAGUGGCAGUCAGGGUGAUGUAAUUGGCAGGCCAGAAGUAACUGGCCUGAGACCGUGGGAGCCUCACCCACUGCGACCCUGCUGGCUUGAGCUCAGCUUCUGGGAGCUUGCUUCAGUCAUGGUGUAGCUGGCGUCUGUGGAUGUAGCCCAGUGUCGGGCAUUUUUAGCCCACCUCCUCUGGCCAGAGGCUCUUCACAUACUAGCUCAGACUUACUGACUCCCACUUUUCGAUAUUGACAACACUGGGGACAAUUUCUUGUAUCGCCCCCUUUUUCUCUACACAUGUCACAACCAGGAAUAUAGCUUUUAGCUAUUCCCCGAAGAAGUCACACCAGGGUUUUUUUUUUUUUUUUUUCCAGCUGAAUGGCCACCUUGGGGGAGGCUAGGUCUGCCUGUUCACAAGCAACCUUAGGUUUCUCUGUUAAUGGUCUUAAAGAAGGCUCUUCUGGAUCCUUGGUGCACACAGCUCUCCACAGGAGGGUCUGUGGGGUCUCCCACAGAGAUAGCCAGAAUGAAGCUUGGCUGCAAAUCUGGGUUUAAAGUGCUAGAGAACAAGAAAUGCAUCCUGGAGUCUGAUCCAUUUGAAAACUGUCAGACAGAGUGUGUCCAGCCCAAAUCUCCUUUGAAUAGUCAGAUCCUUGGUGUUCUUAGUGACAGUAUGGAAGAAGAAGAGAACACUAUCCACCUGGAUCCCAUCCAAGCCAGACUGGUGGCGCUGCCCUCAGGCAGCUGGCAUCAGACCAUGAACCUCCUGCUCCUGAAGUGCGCUCAGACUCUUCUCAUCCCGAGGCUGGCCUGAUGGCCAGUUAGGACAUCCAGAGAUGAGGAGUGACUGGCCUGUGCACAUUUUAGCUUGUCUGAGAAAGGGUCAGAACUGAGUCCUUAACCAGCGUCCCCUCCCUGACCUGCAUGAGGUUAGGCCAAGGACAACCUUAAAGGCCAAGAUGUGGAAGAUCUCCACAGGAAUUACUUCUCUUCUUCUAGGUGGCUAAUCCCUGCUGUGUCAGGGAAAGGCUGGCUCGGUGGUUUUCGUAAGAGCCACCUCUGUUUAUUAAGACCGGGGUUUUCCUGAGUGAGCUGGGGCUGGAGGUGCCUGGGGUGGGAAGUCUUUGAGAGAAGGAUGUCCUGUGAGGGAUCUCCUGGCUGCAUUGGCUUGUAGAUGGGUGCAGAGGUCUUGGGGUAAGUUAGGAGCGUGUGAUACGUUUGGGAAGGAGCUGGCUUAGUCUUCGUGGCUCUGUUAGGAUCUCAGCUGACUCUGGACGUCUUACAUCCUUGGGGCUGCACUACACUGGACUGCUUUGGAAAGGGUCCCUGGUCCCUGGUGAUGCUCUAAUAAUCUCUGGAACCACGGGGUUUCCACUAGUACCACUUGGCCUGGUUGAGGUGUGAUGCGAACUCCUUCCGGUGGGCACAAGAGAGAGAAGCCAUUCCAGCACUUUAUCCUCACAAUCCCCACAAGCUUGUCUCUUACUCCCUGCUCCCUCAGCGCCUUGGGGAUCUUGAAUCAUAAAAGGAUGAGCCAAGAGCAUCGGCCUCCAUCGCUGGAAAUCUCUACAAAUGAAGAUCCCCCUUUUAUGCCUUUGAAUAUUUUCCCCAUUGGACCAUGGAACCCGGCACCACGCUGCCUCUUGCUGACUGAACAACCUAGAAUUUUUGCCUUGAGCUGCUGAGCUGCAGCACACAGGAUGGAGGCUGACACAGCUUUUGUGGGGUUAGAGGAAAAAGGGCUGCAGAUUUGGGAAGCUGUGUGUAAUGGGCCGAAGAUGAAUUUCCAUCCGGCUUGCUUUGCUGCUCCGAAAAGCAAACGCAGCAGCAAACAGAGGAACAGGACGCCCGGCCCCAUCUCCGUCCCCUCCCCUCCUCUUUCAGGUGUGGCGUCGUGAUGGCAUGUGGAAAGCUGUGUACACCAUUGCCUUUCUGUCCUCUGGGGAGAUUUUUCUUUUCCUCCCACCUGUCAAGCCCUGGCCUUGUGACCCCCAUUGUGCAAGGUGCUGUAGUCCCAUCCUGUCUAAGGGGUACAUGGGACCUCUUGGUAUUUCAGUAUUAGAGAGGAGGAUAUGUACAUCUUCCCUUAUCGCAAGGGGCACCCUGCUUCUGACUCCCUAGAGAGCUGCCAUAUUGCAGGUAUCUCCAAGAGAGACCACAGGUUGGAAAGCGCCCAUGUCUGGAUUUUACCUCUCUGAUUGGGGUUUGCCUGGGAAGUCGGCUGUCUGGAGGGAUGGCCUAUGUGCCAGGGCCCUGCCCCUCCCUGGCCUUCCUCCUGCCCUGACUCAGUUUCCAUUCCAGGAGAGAAGCCUUGGAGACGUGAGAGCCUGAGCGAAGGAUUAGGCAUAUGAGCAACGAGCAGCCUUUACCUCAGAACCACUGGCUACCCCAGCCUUCCUGAGGAACCCCCCACCCCCCGCACGCUGGUAAAGCCUGAGCCACAGUCCCCUGCCUCUCCUUGCUGUGGUUAGUAUCUUGUCCUGUGACCGAUUAGCAGUGUUGACUACCCAUGUAGCAAAUCCUUUGUCUGCAGUUUAGAGAAUGUGUAAGCAAA